CUCUAGCUGCCGACCCUCAGUGUCAGUACUUGUUGAAAGGCGGCAGUGUGAGCACGCGUUCACUCCUCGCUCUCACACGCGCAUUGCCAGACACUCGUGGCAGGAGACCUCGUAUCCAAUACUUCCCUGACUUCAUAUUGUCGCUCGGAACUCUGGUGCUCGCGAGUGGAACUUGUGACACCUUGCUGGAGUGAUUUAUUCCCCUAAUGGGACUAUAACAACUGUUGCAACAACAGGACUACUGUUACUACGACUGUUUUAGUGCCUGUGUCCUUCCUUAUAUUGCAGUGACAUAUCCCCCCCAAAAAAAGGAAGAAGUAAGCGGAAAAUAUAAAAGGAGGGAUUUCGAUGAGUGUUUACCACCUCCCACUGUUGAAAUGGCAUCGCAGAAGCUAAGGAUGAUGAAAAGAAGUGUGGUUCUGCUUGUACUGGCUGUGCUAGCAGCUAGCCAGAGGGUUCUAGCACACCCAGAGGACCUGAGACUCGUGGACAACGGCUAUGAAGGUCUCGUUGUAGCUAUUACCGAUUACGUUCCCCAAGAACACUGCAACCACGUCAUCCAUGGACUUAAGAGUGUCUUGACGGAGUUCUCUGGUGUGUUGUGGGCGUCUACAGGAGGUCGGGCGUCACUGCGGGAGGUGACAGUGGCGUUGCCACGCUCCUGGAGGACCGACGCCCUCACCUGCUCUCUCCUGACGCCUCUCACCACGGCCACAGUUCCCACCGAUGCCCACAUCCGCGUUACGUCCGCCCACCCGGUGUUCGGGUCUCGCCCCUGGGCGCAGCAGAGCCAGGGGUGUGGGCGGCAGGGUGACUACAUCCAGCUGGGCGGCGACCUGCUGAGAGCCACCACUAACGACACCUAUGUCCACGCCGCCCGCCUCUUGCUUGCAGAAUGGGUCAAGUUCCGGUGGGGGGUGUUUGAGGAGCGCGGUUACCCCAACGACCCGCUCUACCCACCCACCUUCCGCGACCCCAAGACGAAUGUUCCGCGGCCCAACACCUGCUCCACGCACAAGAUCACGCCCGCGCCUUUCUGCACCACCGCCGCCCACACGCCCGAGGCGCCCACGAAGCACAAUGCUCAGUGUAACGGCCGACCCGCCUGGGAUAUCAUCCUUCAGUCUCAAGAUUUUAUCGAUGGAAGGAAUGCUCCUACCAACGCCACCGCGCCGCUGCUGCCGUCUGUACGGUAUGUGCAAGAAAGCGCUGCGCGCAUUGUCCUCGUAGUAGAGGACACUGCCGUCAUGAAUCUACAGAGGAGAUGGGAGUUCGUACGCAAAGCCGUGAGACGCGUGGUAGUGUACGACGUGCCUGACGGUGACCACGUCGCUCUGGUGGUGUUUAACUCUGUUGCCAACACCGCUGCUCCCCUGUCGAAGAUGGACUCUUUGUCAGACGUGCGCCAGCGUGUGGGAUCGUCUCUGCCGCGUAAUCCGUCUCCCGUUCCAGAGAGUAACAAGUGUGUCUUGUGCGGCCUGCAGGAGGCUCUUAGAGCCCUGGACGCUGAUAGUGCCGGAGCCGCUGGUGCCACAAUAAUCCUCGUGACUACAGGCAAGGGCGCGGCACACCAGCGAGAGGUAGACGAGAUGUCUCGUCUAGCCACUAGCCGUGGCGUGAGAAUAGACACGGUAAUCUAUCCACUGACAGAGCGACGCGGGGGAGGAGGCACGGCCACUGAUGGUCUCCAGUCCUUAGUGGCCGCCACGCGAGGCUCUUCCUUCACCGUCAUGGACGAGGGCGUCGGCAACGACUCAAAAGUCAGCAUGAUGGUUGCCCUGAUGGAUGCUCUUCUGGCGGCCGUGCGCCGUAGCGAGCCUCCUGCAGCUCCAGGAGCUCCAGUCAUUAUUCACAGUGCCGCCUACCCAGGAGGUAUCGCCUCCAUGGCCGUGGGAUCUUUCUUCCUGGACGACUCUCUCGGUCCAAACGCCCGGUUCUCCAUAUAUUACUACGACUUGAAUCACGUGGGCAACACCGUGCAGCUGACAGCUCCUUCAGGAGAGACCAUCAUCUCUGGCAACAUGCAGGAAGAAGAUGGUGACGCUAAUGUAAUUUUCAUCAACAUUCCCAACGCAGAAAGAGGCCAAUGGCAGUACCGUGUAGAGAACCGCGCGGAUUCCCACCAGGGACUGCACAUCCAGGUGACGGCCAAAGAGAGUAGCAUACGCAAGAUCAGCCUGAGGCUCUGGACCAACACCCCAAACAGUGCCAUCAACGCCACAGACCCUUCACUACCCGUUAUUAUCUACGCCGAAGUAAAGGAUGGCGAGGUGCCAGUCAUCAAUGCCAGGGUAACAGCCAAACUACAGCGCUUGGGAACCAAUACCACCGGAAGCAACUAUGACUCCAUCUUGGUUGACCUCUUCGACAAUGGUUUUGGAGACCCAGAUAUAACCGGAGGUGACGGGGUGUACUCACGUUACCUACCAACACUGCAGGGAGGACCUGGCCACUACCAGCUGGGCGUCUCCAUCGACCACAACAGCGGCUUGGCCUUGGCCCCUAUCAAUGACGCCUUCACCCGUCAUGGACGAAUGUACGCAGACCGCGACAAGCAGACGUGCUGCGGGAGUGUCAUCAAGUACGAGCACGUGAAGCCUGUGCCACCAUUCCAGCGGUCCGUCAUCUAUGGUGUGCUGGACGUGGUCUCCCCGCCCCCAACGAAUGACAUCGUCCCGCCCACCCGUAUCCUAGACCUCCGUUCUUUCGUGAACCUCACCACCCGUGAAGUAUCUUUGCGGUGGACUGCCCCAGGGGACGAUUACGACUGGGACCGGGCUCAUCACUAUGAAGCUGUGUUGGCCAGCUCUUGGGCCGAGGCUAAGGCUUUCGACGGAGAACGGAUUAGCGGAAUGCCCGUACCGGUGCUUGUCGGUACGGAACAAGCUGUGGCGAUCCAAGUGGACCGCUAUGACCAGAUGGUCUACGUCGCUAUCCGUGCUGUUGACGAGGCUGGCAACCGCGGAGGUGUGAGCAACAUUGCGUCGCUGUGGGUGCCGCAGCCGCCCACAACGCCGCCCAUGGUGACAAGUCCCCACACACUGGAGCCAACGAGUGACCUGACAGAGCCGCUGGGCCGCGGGGUUACACAACCCGUCAGAGUUGCUGGGAUCAACCUGGAGGACAUGGCUGUCAUCAUCGGCUCAGUGGGAGGCUUCCUCAUAAUAGUAGCUGUUCUUGCUACUUUCUGCUACUGCCACGUGGCCCGUAGACGGCGCCACCAGCACAAGAACGAAACUGAGAAGCUGGAGGCCAACCGCAGUGUCAUGAUAAAGACCAACUCUACCCUCAUGGUGGACCAAGACGAAAGUCACGACUCAGUAGACAGCGCCAUUAAGGACGGGGAAGUUGCAGUUGCUAAAGAUGGCAGGCCGCUGUCACCAAUACAGUCAUGGGGAGUGUCCAAACUCCUGCAGGAGCACGAGCGUCGGGUCUCCAUGACGAGCGGACCCUUAUUGGAGGCCUCCGGUUCCCUGGCACACUACCAGAACAUGCAGGAGCCCUUCCCUGACGUGACACUCACCGGCACUCACUCCUACCCCAGCUCACAGACGCCCUCCACCACACACUCUGACCCGCCAGCCUACCAGCCUCCCUACACCACCGACGCCUAUGCCCCUUACCCCUACCCAUACCACCCUGGCUACAGCCACGAGGAACUCCCCCCUUACACCCCAGGCCUAUCUUCACAGUCGUCCCAGGCCUCUACGGCCUACACUCACGAGAUUCCCACACAGCCCUCAGAAAUGUCCUACCCUGUCGACCCUGCCAACUACCCAGCAGAAAUGCCGUCCUUCGUUGGUGAGAUCACAUACAGCCAAGCUCAGCCCCCAAUGUACGCACCUUGUCCAGAGGAGGUCAUCGUUAAUAGCCAGGCCCCUGUGCGUUCCAAGGUCCCUCCGCCAGUAGCGCCCAAACCGCCCCUGGCCGCCCGCGCAGCCGCCGUCGCCGCUACAGUUUCCUCAACAACGGCGUCAGUGGAGCCGAAGCGACGUAACGUGACUCAAGUGUGAGGUGCUCCCCCUGACCCCCAUCCCCAUCCCUCCCAGCAACAGCCACAAGAACGCUUUAAGUGUCAAUAUCAUUGUUGUCAUCUGCUUUUUUCACCUCCCGCUUCCUCCCUGCCCAUCCCCUCCUCCUCCCUCUCUUCUCCCGAAUCUCUUUUUGUAUGGAGUUUUUUCAUCGUAUGAUAAGACUUGUUGUAUAUGUAAAAUACGUGUCCAGUGUAUGGAAAAAAAACAAUUGUAUGUUGUACAGAAUGUUGUUGAUUGUAAGCUUUGCUCACAUCUAGUCAUAAUUGUAUAGAAUUUAGGACCACUCGGUAGGUCCCCUCCGGCAGGUGCUGAAGUGGGGUCUCCUGAGAACCUCAAGAACAGCGAACAAUGUGGUGCCCUCUCGGCCUCCACCACUGUACUGAUCUCACUAUAUCUUGUAUGUCUGUGAUACAAUUCGUAAAAUAAAGACAAUCAUUGAUGGA
Molecule: messenger RNA, 4477 nt
Organism: Cherax quadricarinatus
Lineage: Eukaryota; Metazoa; Arthropoda; Malacostraca; Decapoda; Parastacidae
Product: calcium-activated chloride channel regulator 1
Source: RefSeq, a predicted model, not a curated record